Molecule: messenger RNA, 3202 nt
Organism: Anopheles coustani
Lineage: Eukaryota; Metazoa; Arthropoda; Insecta; Diptera; Culicidae
Gene: Gclm
Product: glutamate--cysteine ligase regulatory subunit
Exons: 3
Coding region: 543-1412 (289 amino acids)
Biological process (GO): glutathione biosynthetic process
Cellular component (GO): glutamate-cysteine ligase complex
Molecular function (GO): glutamate-cysteine ligase catalytic subunit binding; enzyme regulator activity
Source: RefSeq, a predicted model, not a curated record
GUCAGUCACGAGGUUGCAUAUAAAACGGGCACAACGCACGAACGUCGCAGAUCCUAGUGUUAAAGCUAGUUGUUACAAUUGAACAUCAUUUUUACUGUGUAAAUCACUCCUCACCUCAAACAGCUCCUCAUUGUUUUAUGAUUUACCAUCCCGGAUCCCGCCUGUGUUUCUAUUUGUGCUCGUAGCACCUUAUCGGAAGUACUAUCGCGCUGUAGCGCAAGUCCGGGGAAGCGUGUGUGCAAUCAACAUCGUCCGCCAAAGUGGUCGGACAGCUGUUCUUGGUAUUCGGAAAGCGAUCAUCGGUCAAGGCCAACCGAGAACACACAUCCAUCAGUUAGUGGUUUUUGGCUUCACGGUCGCGAGGAAAUCAAUGAAUGAUAGAUUUGUCUAGCUGAUAACUGCUUGCUACUAACAUACGAGGAACGAACGGCUCCUCGCAAUCAUUCUACGGUUUCGUACCUCUGAUACAUCGGGUUUUCCCCAUCGGGAAGGAAGGAAAUUACAAAAUUAACCCCUAGAACCAAGUUCAGCAGACGUGCAACAUGUUGUCCCACUUGCUGAAGGACGUGAACGUGAUCGUCAGCACCGGUAACGUGUUGAAUGUGAGCGAACUACGCAAAAAAGCUGGCCAAAAACCAACCGAUGAGCUCACCGACUGCCUCCGGUCAACGUUCGGCGAAGCGGAAGUGGUUGAAUUGCAGCCGGCGGAAAGUACUAAAAACGACCAGCACCGCCGUCUGAUCACUCGCCGGAACAACGAUCUGCUCGAGAAGGUGCGCGAACAUCCGCGAGCGGACAUUAAGAUCGGGGCGAAAAUUUUCCUCAACCGGUUCUCGGAACCGGCGCUAACCGAGGCGGUAGAGAAGCUGUUCACCACGCUGAAUGUGUCCUACCUGGACAACCUGAUACUGGCGUACCAUCCAACUGGUGUCGCGGGCACAAAUGGCAAUGGUGAUGUAGCGGGGGACGAAGAGCAGGAGGUCGAAGUGAAGGAGGGCGUCAUCGAGUGGGCCGUCGGUAGCGACAAUGCGGUCGGUAACCUCAAGAAGCUGUGGGCCAUCCUGGAGCGUUACGCAAGCGAUGGGAAGAUUGGCCAGCUGGGCAUUGCCGAUCUGGACGCCGAUUCGUUGAAGGAGUUGUACGACGCCUCGACGGUACAUCCAUCGAUCGCUCAAAUUAAUCUGGCCGCGUGCUGCGUCGUACCGCCCGAACUGCAAGUGUACUGCAAUCAGAACGAGAUUCAACUCCUCACGCACAGUGACCCGCAAGAACUUUUACCCCGAGAUGUUCUGAAUGACCUGGAACUCGGCAGUUACUGUGCUGGCUGGACGUCCCGCUACCAGGUUCACAUUAAGUGUCGCGGUGUGCUAGCGGCCAAAGGAUUCAUCGUGAGCUUCGAGCGCCUGAACUAGAGCGGUGGAUGCAUAGAUGAACAGUACGACGAAAGACGCACGGCUCGACGACGACUGCAGGACAGUUCCGUUAGAGAAACCGAAACAUUCGAGCACAUCCGCACACCCACACAUACACAAAUACACUCACGAAAGCUCAGCGGGCCGGCUGCAGUGGACGUUUGUUCCUACGAUGGGAAAAACGUAGACCAGCAAUGGUGUCCAUUAACGAAAUCCCGUACCGCAACGAAGGACGUUCGAGGCGGAACGAACCACCGGGCGACCGGGUGGUUGGUUAUCUUUCGUGGCACUGUGGUUCGCCCGGAGUGGACUUAUUUAGAUGGAUGUGCUUUCCUAGUUUUUAACCGAUGUUAGCUGUUUUAUACAAACUUAACAAACACAACCAGAUGCACUUAACAACAUUCGAUGUUAACAAUAGCGGUAGGCGAUGACUGUGACCAGACUAGGGAAAGGAAACCGUGGCACAGGUGUGGGAGGUAUGGGAACUAGCAGGGAGCAGAAUCGAAGCCCUCCAGGCACGAACGAACGAAACGUUAUCCUGCCAGAAAUUUCAGAUAGGGCGACGUAAGAGGAGCAGUAGGUAUGAAAAUAGGUACAAUAAAAAGACAUGAACGCUUGUUAGUACAGAAGAUAUAGAUGGUGCGCAAAUGAAAUAGGUUGACAUGGACGCGGAAACGCAUUCCCACUGUACAACGCAUGGGGAUGCAUUUCCGAGGCAGUUUUGUAUCGCUUUUAGAACUACUAUUUCUAUUAUUACUGUUAGGGGAUGAUGCGGGGCAGCUUUAGGCAAAUGAAUGUUUGAAACAUUGUCGCAAAAAUUGUCGUUUCUUUUCUUACCACAUUUGCAGCACUGAAUGAAAUUAUACUAGAAAUUUGCUGGAGAACCAGAAGCAACGAACAAGCUGAGCAAAAAUAAUAUGUUGCUUUAAUUUAACUCACCAGCGACGACAAACCCGAAUGGGGGUAAAGGCAAAGCCGAAAUCAAGUAGAACAAGUAGAAUCGAUGAAUCUUAAAAUGUAAACGUUUUGGUUUACUCUUCAAUCCGGAGAUGGUUGAUCAGGUGAAUUGGGAACUUUCGAUCUGAAAAGGAACCUGAGCAACUCAAAUUUGGUUAAUGAUUUAUUGUUUGGUUUUCGUUAAACAUCCCGCCUAUUCUCAAUACAAUUUACAUGCUACGGGUUCGAUUUUUCAAAUAUCAAUUUUGUUGCGCUAAAAUUAAAAAAAAUAACAAACUCAAGGAAAUUUUCAUAUUUGACUAAAUUACGUUUUGUUUGUUAUUUGUUAGAUUUUAGGCCUAUUUUGCACAUCAAUUUUGUACAGUUCUCGCAGUUGAGAUUUUUUAAAUUUCCAAAAACCCUGUAAGUUAUGUUUUUAGUUACAUUUUUGCGUUUCAAAUGCAAACUUACUUCAUCUCCAAUGUGAAUUUUGUCACUUGCAUUUAUAUUCUGCGCUGCAGGGUGCCCAAAUAAUUCAACCUGCAGUGUAUUUCACCCAUGAAAGUAAAGCUGCCUCUUAAUGCAUUGCAAUCAAUUAAAACUACUUGAUGAUGGUCUCUAAAAUCUACCUCUUAUUGGUACGUUUGCAUUUCAAAGCAAAUAUUGUUUUGAAAUAAAAAUUCAAUGUACAAUGAUCGAUAACUUCUAGAAAAGGUAAACCUUUUUUCAACGUAAGACAGGGGGUUCUUUGACCGGAGUACAUUUACUACAACUCUCAACAAACAGCAGGUGCACUUGGUUAACAAGCACACGUACAAUAAAGUAGCGAUACUCGCACUACAAAAUAAACACUU